AAAUAAACCAACACAAAAUUACUUACCAAUGGAUGAAAUGUUAGGGCCCAAUAGUAAGUGCUUAGCAUAUCAUGGACCCUUGUUGUAUGAAGCCAAAAUUCUCAAAGCUCAUGAGAAAGAUGCUAGCUAUGUGAUGCAGAAAGAUGGGCAACAAUCUUUGGAAGCUGCUGGAUUUCCUGAAGAUCUUAAAGAUCAAAGAGCUUAUUUAAUUCAUUAUAAAGGUUGGAAAGCAUCUUGGGAUGAAUGGGUUAAAGAAUCUAGGGUAUUGACGUUUAAUUACGAGAACUUGAAAUUACAAAAGGAAUUGAAGCAGGCUGCAUUAAAUGUAACUGAUUCAAUUAAUGUUUCAGCUUCAACGAAAAAAAUUAGUGAUGAUUCUCGAUCUUCAAACAAUGUGUCUUCGAGAAGAAGAAGAACUGAACAUGAACAAGAAAAGGAAAAGGAGUUUCUUUCAAAAACAGAAGUUAAUAUAAAUAUACCUGAUAAUUUGAAAUCCUUUUUAGUUGAUGAUUGGGAAAAUAUUACAAAGAAUCAUUAUUUGGUUGAUGUACCAAAGAACCCAAGUAUAAUGCAAAUAUUAAAGAAUUAUGAAGAAGUUACAUUGCCUUCAAAAAAUAAUCAAACCAUUGAGAUUGAUAUCCUAAGAGAAGUAUUAAGUGGGAUUAAUCUUUAUUUUGAUAGAUCUUUGGGAUCAAUUUUAUUAUACCGAUUUGAAAGGACCCAAUUUGCAGAGUUAUCAAAAGAUGAAAAAAAUAAAGACAAAAGAUUAUGCGAGAUUUAUGGGGUUGAACAUUUAUUAAGAUUAUUUGUUUCAUUGCCUGCAUUAAUUGCACAAACUAAUAUGGAUCAACAAUCGGUUGGAGUGUUAAAAGAAAACCUUGAAGAUAUUUUAUUAUACAUUUCCAAAAAUGAGAAAACAUUGUUAAGUAGAAAAAAUUACAUAAAUGUUUCACCAGCUUAUGAUUAUCUAUCAAAAUCUACUUGAAGAAUUAGUUUAAUUUGUUUUAUUAUUUGAUUUUUUUUUAAUUAGUUUCAAC
Ascoidea rubescens DSM 1968 is the source of this 1037-nucleotide messenger RNA. RefSeq names its product Eaf3p (gene EAF3). The transcript has a single exon. The record is from RefSeq and is a predicted model, not a curated record. Lineage: Eukaryota; Fungi; Ascomycota; Saccharomycetes; Ascoideales; Ascoideaceae. Gene Ontology annotation, cellular component: nucleus; Rpd3S complex; NuA4 histone acetyltransferase complex. Bases 29 to 985 code for a protein of 318 amino acids. Gene Ontology annotation, biological process: chromatin organization; regulation of DNA-templated transcription.